Molecule: messenger RNA, 1146 nt
Organism: Esox lucius (northern pike)
Lineage: Eukaryota; Metazoa; Chordata; Actinopteri; Esociformes; Esocidae
Product: protein CEBPZOS
Exons: 5
Coding region: 59-301 (80 amino acids)
Source: RefSeq, a predicted model, not a curated record
UCCGUACUUCGUACAGGAAGUACAAUUGAGUUCCACAAGGGCAUGCGUGCGUUGAGAGAUGGCACCAAAACCAUUGGCACCGUUCGCAAAGAGGAUGUUCAAAGGAAUUGUACUACUUGAAGUGGCAGGUGUUCUGGGUGCUUAUGGUCUUUAUUACAAGAUGAAUACAAGUCAAGAUUUCAGGAACAGUAUGAACAACAGUCUCCCCUCUGUUUUGGAAGUUUAUUACAAGUCUAAUGAAUAUGCUGGGGUUUAUGGAAUUCGAGAGAAAGACCUUGAAGAUUGGUCCAAGAAGGCAUAGAGGUCUUCACGUCUCUGCCUCUGAUCCAGUCGUCCCUCUGGGCUUCCCACUUGAGCUGCCUGACACCUGGAGGAAGAGGAGAGAAAAAAAAACAUCAUUACUUCCUCAACAGGUGUUUACUAAACCGUGUUUACUGAACCGUGUUCAACCACCGGAUCCAUUUAUAAGAAAACAUGUCCCAACAUGAAUUUAAUUCAGUUAUUGGUCAUCGCACAGUUACUACCGUCACGCUUGAGAGACAAUAUACAAAACUAAUUUGGUUGUAGUUCUGAACUAGUUCACUUGGUGGUAUAUCACUUUGCCAUGCAAAACAUUUAGUCAGUUUCAAUUGGACGAAAUCCACACCUUCCCAUUUUGAUUGACAGGAAGCUUCACACCUAGAAUGCUUCCGUUUGGUGGAACGAAUACACCUGAUUCACUAACUCAAGUGUGUGAUGAUCAGUUUACACGUCGGGGUGCUAGCUAUGGAAUAGAUCAAGUACACGGAUUGGCUGAGGGUCCUGGGAGGGAUGUUUGAGGAACACUGUUUCUGAGUAAUUAAUGUGAUUGAAGUACUCCUGAGUAUGACUGGCUGUACGUCUAACUGCAGUUAUGUUACAGGCUGUUCUUGGGGGAUACGCUUUGGUUUUUGGCUAGUAUCUAGCCAACUGAGGAAAUUAUAUGAUUUGGCUCUGUAUCAUUUUCUUGCUUUCUGUCAAGUAGUGCCAACUGACUUUGUAAACAAGACAAAUUGACUUUAUGGAUUGCUCACCUGCUUUGUCUUUGUUAGCCAUUGCAUUCAUGCCGAUGUUGUCAAACUUGGAGCCAACAUUUUCAUCCAACAUAAACCCAACCUGUUAAACAAA